UGUCUCUAUGUCAGGCAAGCAUGAAGUCGGUGGUUGUAACCUUCUGUCUCCUCUGCUUUCAGUUUGAAGCCCUGUACGGAGCUGACACCUGUUCAUCACGGUUAUGCAAAAAUAUAGAACAGCCUCAUGUCUCUGACCCCCAGGUGAUGGUGGAAUUUAGGAGUGGAGACUUCAAGCUCAUAUUCCACAACCCCAAAAAUGUGAGCGAGUUCAGCAUGAUCCUUUUCAAAGGGCAUGAAAAGAAGCAGAUCUGUGCACUCCAUGUGAGCAAAGAGAAAACCGUUCCCGAGAGUAACGUCAGCUACUGCCAUGCAGAACAUUCAAAUAGCAGCACCACUUUCAUUCUUAAAAAUCUGGAAAGAAAGCACACCGACGUUUAUACCUGCUGCCUGGAGAUGUUUUUACCUCCUCCUUACAUAGACUGCAGGAUGAACGAAACCUAUUUGUACAUCCAAGAUAAGGAAGACUGCUUUUCAUCAGGAUUCAUGUCAUGGAUAAUUAUUGGACUGAUAGUGUUUGCCAUGAUUUCCUGUGUCUGCUGUGUAGUUGCCUGUUUCUUAAGGAACAAGAACCAGCAGUGUGAAUCCAACUCCCAUGAGUACAACAGCGAAUACAUGCCCAUGGCAGCAGUGAACGCAGCUAGAAAACCAAGAAUCUGAGAUAUAAGUUAUUUGUGGCAUAGAAAUUUUGGCAGCAGGAGUUUCCAGCUACUUGAACCUGGACUACAGGAAAUUGGCAUUUCCUCACCUCUCUCAGCCUCCCUGAGCUCUCGUGAUGGUCCUGCGCUCAGUCCUGAGACAUCCACUCCAGUACUGUCCUAAGCCGUGUUUUGCUGUAGAUUUCUGUGUUAACUGGCACACUUCCUGAUCCACUGACUUGUACAUGAGGUGCUAACAAUGCGUUCGAGAUGUCAGCUUGUAGGUAAAGAAAAGGUAGCAUGUUUGCCUGAGAGUAGAUCUCUGUAGUGCUGCUACAGAGCGAAUUUUGGUUUUCUACAGUUUCCUUUAUGAAAAACUUUCCAUUGGGGAAAAAAAAAGACUACCUCCAGUGCCAAUCCUUGGGGCAUAGCCAUGAAGCACUGUCAAUGUAUUGCACAUUCCCCUUUAGUUAGGGCUUGUGUCGCCUGAUAAUAUCAAUUCAUCCUAAGAUUUACUGCCAAACUUCUUAGCACCACACUAGGAGAGUGCAGUGCACACACAUGCUCUCCUGCAACACCACCUGAGACAGCAGGGGAACGAAAACUGAGAGAGUACAACAGGGACUUUACCGUGACCCAGAACCUCAGGUUUAUGCACCUGCAUUUUUUGUAUCUGUAGUAUCAAUACAUCUUUGCACCUCACACCUCAGGGUUCCUCUUCUUUAAUUAAAUUCUGAAUUCCUCUACUGAAAGUGAAAUAUAUUACUUUCAAGACUGCAGCUGUUCUUUAAAUCAGUUCUGGCCUGCAGGGUCUGUCCCUAAACUAGGAGGCACCAUCUCCUAUUCACGUCUCACAGCACAAAUGCACCACAGUCCAUAAGGCCGGAGUAUUCACAGGCUUUGCGUUGCAAUUAUCUUCCUCUUGUGGUUUGACAUGAAACCUUUACCACUUCCCCAGCGGGUUUAGGGGUUACUUGACCUUCCUCAAAUUGCUCGGAGCCCUCAAUGUGAAUGAAACGAUCAUUCCUUCAGGCUCCUUGUGAACUCCAACAAAACUCGGACCAUAAAUGACCCACUGGGAAUCCAACCUGGAUGUUUUCGGCAGGCACAGUUCAGCUGUGUGGAAGCAGAGUGCCGCAUUGAUUCUUAAUCUCUCCGUAAUUCAUGGAAAAAACAAAUACUCGUCAGAGGGCACUAUGGUAAAAGAGCCAUAGCUAGUUCAUCUGGUAGACAACAUGUUGAUUUCAAAUCAGGGAUUAUCAGGCAGGAAAGUGAGAUGAGUUGGUAAGUCAAGAACAGGGUUUUCCUGAGCAAACACGUAUAUACAUGGAAGUGUUGCAGAGAAAAGGUGCAAAUUGUUAGCCGUGACCUUAAGCAAAGAGGAAAGCACUGAAAGAAGUAGGGACUCAGUUUAGCAGUGGGUACUCUGGUUAGAUAACCAGCUCCUGCACAGGGAUGUAGAUGGGCACCCUGGUGUUCAGGUUAACAUUACAUUCCCUCCCAUUGCUCUACCAGAAGACCUCUUCCAGACUACUUAACCUCCCCCUUAAGGCAAAAAUAUCCUCUGCAUAUCCACGAAUACACUGAUUUCACCAUAAAUGGCUUUUAAAACUAUCGGUGAAAAUAGCUAACUACUACUGCCUAUGAGAAAUGCUAGAUGUAAGCUCCUGUGUAAUGGUAGAGAGUCCAAAGGAACCUACCACCAACUGAGAAGGAAAUUCAAGGAACAAAGAGUUUCUGAAAGAAGGAAGAAACUUGAGGUUCACUUUGAGAUGCUGCUGGAUAAAGGACAAAUGAUGAAAGUCUGACCAAGGAAGUUUAAAAUACAUAUAUUGUACUCUAGACAGAUAAAUGAUUUAUAUUCAUGGUAACAAAGCCUGUCUCAAUAAGC
Struthio camelus australis is the source of this 2528-nucleotide messenger RNA. RefSeq names its product inducible T cell costimulator (gene ICOS). Gene Ontology annotation, biological process: T cell tolerance induction; T cell costimulation; cell-cell adhesion. The record is from RefSeq and is a predicted model, not a curated record. Lineage: Eukaryota; Metazoa; Chordata; Aves; Struthioniformes; Struthionidae.